AUGCGUACCGCUUCCGUUCUCGUCUCUGCCGCCGCUUUUGCCGGCAUGGCCAUCGCCGCCCCCGUUGAUUCCACUGCCACUGCAACCAUUGUCAUCGAGGCUUCACACGGCGGUGCUGGUAGUGGACUGACCAACACCACCAUCAGCGUGCCCAUCGGCCCCAUCUACACCAACUCGGACGCCUUGGACGAGGUCUCAACGCUGUACCUCACAGGCGCUACUGGCGUCGACGUGACCAGCGUCACCUGCACGCCGUACCAGGCCACCGACGGCGAGGGCACUGGCGGUCUGCCCUUUACUAGCAGCCAGCCAUCCUAUCUCUCCACCAAUACUGUUGUAGUUGGCAGCAUUGUCUGCGAAAGCUCCUGA
Pestalotiopsis fici W106-1 is the source of this 369-nucleotide messenger RNA. RefSeq lists its product as uncharacterized. The coding region runs from base 1 to 369 and encodes 122 amino acids. The transcript has a single exon. The record is from RefSeq and is a predicted model, not a curated record. NCBI's taxonomy places the organism in Eukaryota, Fungi, Ascomycota, Sordariomycetes, Amphisphaeriales, Sporocadaceae.